This is a messenger RNA of Puntigrus tetrazona (Sumatra barb), 2395 nucleotides long. RefSeq names its product fasciculation and elongation protein zeta 1 (zygin I) (gene fez1). Lineage: Eukaryota; Metazoa; Chordata; Actinopteri; Cypriniformes; Cyprinidae. The transcript is spliced from 10 exons. Gene Ontology annotation, cellular component: axon; cytoplasm. The coding region runs from base 334 to 1515 and encodes 393 amino acids. The record is from RefSeq and is a predicted model, not a curated record.
UCAGUUGCCGUACCAAUGCGCAGGCUCCGUGGAGCAGGAGAGGACGGCUGCUGCUUAAUGCUCAGAAAACAACACUCUGAGCCUUGACUGGCUUAGACAAGACGCCGUGGACUAGAUCAGCGGCCAUCACGAGACGGAGCUUGUGCGUGUGUGACGGGAAUGAUUGUGUCUGCUGUCGUUUCAUCCUGACCGGGUUUUGCUGAUGGUGGUUUCUCUCUGAUUAUAUUGGAAUAGGAGGGGCUGUUUCUACCCAGAUACACACGGAGAGAUUCUUCUGCAGGGACCGUUGCAGCGACCGCCUCCACGUGACUGUGCGAUCAAGAGGGCAUCAGGAUGGAGGCCCCUCUGGUGUGCCUGGAUGAGGAAUUCGAGGAUCUGCGGCCCUGCAAGAUGGAGGAGCUUGAAUCUGAGCCGGACUGCCGGCCUCACAAAACCAUUCCUCUGGCCCCGUUGUGCCGUGAAGAGUUCUCAGAGCUGGAGAACUUCUCAGAGAUGAUGAGCUUCAAGUCCAUGGAGGACCUCGUCAAUGAAUUUGAUGAAAAGCUAAACGUGUGCUUCCACAAUUACAACACCAAGACAGAAGGUCUGGCACCUGUUCGCAACCAAACGCACGCCGAGGAGGAUGAAGAAAGGCUUCAAGAUGAAGAUGUGUGGGAUGCUCUGACUGACAACUACAUCCCCUCCUCUGUGUCCAGCUGGGACGACCCCACCUCAGAAACACUGAACGGCAACCUCUCAGAUCAGGAGAUACAUGAAAAAGAAGAGGAUGAGAUGAAUGAGAAGAAUGAGAAUGCCAACUGUCUGAGUGAAGAACCUCUUAUUACAGCUGAUCAGGUGAUUGAGGAGAUAGUGGAGAUGAUGGAAAACUCACCAGACCCUGGAGAGACAGAGGAAGAGGAGGAGGAUGAUAUUGCAGUGUCUUCCCCUAAAAGCAGUCCUUCUCUACUGGAGGAGAUCCGCAUGCUGUCUCAGGCUUCCAACAACAACUGCUCCUAUGAAGGUCUGAGGCUGAUGCCAAGCUCGGCGUUGCUUGACAUCUUGUGUCGGAUGGAGGCGGCGAUACGAGAGUAUUCGGAGGAACUGGUGGCCCAGCUGGCCCGGAGGGACGAGCUAGAGUUUGAGAAGGAGGUGAAGAACACCUUCAUCACAGCUCUGAUGGAGGUUCAGAACAGACAGAAGGAGCAAAGGGAGCUGAGCAAGCGCAGGCGUAAGGACAAGGCCAUGAGUCUACAAGGAUCCACCCGCCCCGAGAAGACCGGGAGCAUGCCUGCAAAACGCUUCAGCAUGGAGGGUCUUUCCAACAUCCUGCAGACAGGCAUCAGACAGACAUUUGGGACCUCAGGGACAGAAAGACAGUACCUAAACACAGUCAUCCCAUAUGAGAAAAAAGGAACUCCUCCAUCUGUGGAUGACUUGCAAAUGCUCACAAAAAUUCUUUAUGCCAUGAAAGAAGACAGCGAGAAGGUCCCGACCCUCCUGACUGACUAUAUACUAAAAGUUCUGUGUCCUACCUAAAGUCCUGAGCGUGAUGUGCUGACCGGGUGAGACCGAGAAGAGGUCAGGGCUCGUCGUUCCUCCUCUCUCAGUUCUCCAGCCCAGCUGCAUGAGCUCCCUUAUCCAGUAUCAGCGAGGGACCCUGAACAUCUAACCAUCCUUCUCUUGCUUAUCUAAUGACCUUUGACCUUGCUCAUCUCACUGCCCUUCCUGUAUUCACAUAUCCACGAGGUUCAUACCACAGCGCCUGGUGCUUUACAUGUUUUCUACUACGUACGUUACUACGGGCCAAAAGCCAUACGGAACGUGUAAGGGUAACAGGUGAACUAUAAUCAGUUUAACUCUACGAUCAGGUAAUAUUUUUAUUUUUAUUUUUAAAAAUACGCCUAACAUAAGGCAUUUUACAUACUACUCAAUCAUUCACAUCCGUUCUGAACACGGGGGUCGAUGAGAAGGGCAUUAUUCACAGUCUUCUUCAGGCGUAGACGCAUCGAGUCGAGAGCACAUUUGAAAAUAAUCCAUCCACACUUUCUGCUUUUGCCGUUUUAGUAUUGUGGCUUAAUUUCAGCCAAAGUCGGUUGAAAAUACAGCAUGUUUUAGUGUUCUACAUUAAUGCCAAGUUAUAGGGAAAAACCUUGUGACUUUUUCUUAUUUUGGGUAACCUGAGAUUUUUUUUUUCAUCCUAUGUAUGAAUUAUUCAGUUCUACAUAAUGUGGUUCCAUUUGUCUAAUUAAAACAUGUUGUUUUUUUUUGUUUUGUUUUUUUACUUUUAACAUUAACUGUCAUUCAUGCCUUGUGCUUACAUCUUUAAUGUAUAUAUUUCUUAUUUACUAAGGGACAUGGAGGAAUGUGAAGUAUUGCUGAGUUAUAAUUCCAAUAAAUGUCGAACCCUGUGAAAGCC